UCCGCCCCUUUUUCUUGCCGCACAACCCGUACUUCGAACGUUCGAAAAAUUCUCUUUUUAAAGUGUUUUCAAUUUUUUUUUGACUGUUUUAUGGUAUUUGAUAUAUGCCAGUGUUUAUUUUUGAUAUAUUUGUUUAAAGAACAUAUAUAUUUUUUUUGAAUAUCUGUAUUUCAUCGGCGCAUGUGACAUCAACAAGUAAAUAAACCGCAAAUCAAUCAAACAAUCGCAGAGUGCGGAAAAAAGGCUGCGCCCGCGUUUUUAACCGCGCGCAAGUCGCUGACAACUUUUCGCCGGAGAGCCAGCCGCAACUUGAUCUUUCCGUAAAUUAAACUAUUUACUGUUUAAACAUUUGCCAAGUACACAAAAAUACAUACGUUUGUUGCUCGUUCUCGUCUCGUCUAAAAUUACAAAAGCCUCGAAGUCGACGUCUCUCUGAUAAAAAGCUGAACAAAACAGCAGCAGCAGCAACAGCCAUCUUUGCCAUGGAGGUGGAAUGCGAUCUGGGUGAUAUACAAAAUGAGGAAUUGCUGAGGAAAAUGUGGCAGCAGUCCGAGGACAGCGAGCGCAAGAAGCAGAUCCGUUCGCAUCUCUAUAAGCUGCGCGAGUCGCGACUUUGCAACCUCUAUAGGCACGAAGCGGACCCAAUGUCGGAGCCCAACGGAAACGGAAACGGACAUGGCAACGUGAACACGCUGGCCGGAUAUGCGGGCAAGGAUCCGUUGGCCACCAGCCACGGCGAUGCCCUGCUCGACCAGAACUUCCAGAGCCUCAAGUCGAAGGAGGUCCGCGACUCGACCAGUCCCACCCACGAGCUGCGCUUCCAUUCGAUGACGCUCAGCCAGCCGAACACCACCGGCUGGGAUGUGCAGACCUCCUCGGAGGUCAGCCCCGAUGGACGGGCCUAUCGCACCGAAACUCUGGCCAAAACAGACGGCGUGGAGAAGCUCAAUGGUGGUGGCCUGGCCGAGUUCAAAGGUCGCAACGAGCAGCGCUCGAGUGCCUCGCACCAGGGCGAUGACAAGAACUUCGUGAAGCAGGCCUCGGACAGCUCGAAGACCCAGCUCCAGGAGACGGUGGUCUUCGGUGACGAGUCCAGCGGUCGCACCGAGAUGAAGAUGAGCUCCACCUCCACCUCGUCCUCCUCGAAGGUGGUGUCCUCCUCGUCCACCGUUGAGUACGGCGACGAGCCGCGCUAUCUGCUGGAUAGCCAUGGCCAGGAGAAGCCACAUCCCAAGCAGCAGCCGCAGCCGCAGCAGCAGCAGCAGCAGCAUCAGCGGGAGUGGGAGCAGGAUCAGAGGCGCCAGGAGCACCGCAUUCAGGAGCAACUGCAGCGACAGGAGCGACAGGAGCAACGGAUCCGCCAGGAGCAACUGCAGCGCCAGGAGGAAUUUCAGCGGCAGGAGCAGAUCCAGCGGCAGGAGCAACUGCAGCGCCAGGAGGAGCGAUUCUCGGAGAGCCGCGAGCAGAGCAACAGCACCCGGAACGUCCAGACCCAGCAGCACUACGAGGAGAACAAGCGCUAUGUGGAUAUGGACAAGGCCUCGCCGGAGUAUCAGCGCCAUGUCCAGCACUUGAUGGAGCAGCCCGGAGAGAUCAUCUCCAACACGGUGGAGUAUCCCAAGCCGAAUGUCAAGAUGAUCACCACGGUUAAGCGCCUGCCGGACGGAACCAUUGUCAAGAACAAGCGCUACGAGACGGAGCAACUGACUCCAGGCCAGAGCCAGACAACCCACAAGCAGACCAACAACCAGACCCACAACCAGACCCACAACCAGACCCACAACAAGACCCACAACCAAACCCACAACCAAACCCACAAUCAAACCCACAAUCAGCGACGGGCACAGGAUGUGCAGGACAGUCAGGUUCGCGAUGUGGUGGACAAUGUGGAGCAGAAGCACGUGACUGAGUCGCAGAGCUUCUCCUCGGUGAAGAAGUCCAGCCGACGUUUCUCCACGGAGACCACCUCGGAAACGGUGGAGGAGUACGAUGAUCGUGGCCAGCCCCUGUCCAGGGUGGUGCAAAAGGCACCCACACCCUCCUAUGCGGCUCCAACCCACUCGCCACGACAGUCGCCGGCCAAGGACUUCAGCACCCACGGUUUCCCCUCGGUGCGUCCGAACAAGCCCACCCAGGAGUAUCCCUCCCAGAGACCCGGCCCCGCCGGCGAAGAGGUGGUGGUGGUGCGUUCCGAGAAGAGCCGCCAGGUGAAGCAGCAGUCGAGCUCACAGCACACCACCGAAACGGAGGUGGUGGGCGAUGACUACCCACAGUCGCAGAGGUCACCACAGAAGCUUAGGGAGGCGCCAUCGCCCAGCUGGGAACAGCCUGCCACCAGGCGUCAGCCGGUGGAUGAGGAUUUCAGCACCCAUGGUUUCCCCUCGGUGCGCACAACCACCAGCACCACGCGUCCCGAUCAACCCGAUGGCGAGGUGCUGCAGACUUCCAAGACGGUGAGUCGCAAUCAGAGCGCCAAUCGGAAGACGAACACGGAGCGGAUCAUUGAGACGCAGGUGGAGCAUCCCCAUGGCCCCACCCACUCCCAUUCCACUCCCCGAUCUGGAAGUCCUCGUCGAUCUCAACCACGCGAGGAUUACGGCAGCGUGAGCUCGCCUCGCGGACCAGCCGGCAAGCCGAGUCAAUCGCGUCCCAGCACCACUGGCGGUAGCACCACCACCACCAAGACGACCACCACCACUUCGGAGCCAUUGACGCGGCGUCAGCUGCAGAAGGAGCGCGAGGUGGACGCCGCCCAUCGGGCCUUUGCCGCCUCGCUGCGCAGCAGCUCGCCGGCGGACAGCACCACCUCGGUGGGUUCGCACCACCACCAGACACCGCGAUCGAGCGUCUCUUCGAACCGCACCUUCCGUCGCGAAAUGCGCGAGGGCUCCCACGACAGCCAGGCUCCUUCGGAGUCGAGCAGGAUCAGCUCGACCACGGUGACCAGGCACACGGGUGGCACCACCACCAGCAGCACCACCAAGACCAAGGCCACCAAGCCACCGGUUAGGGGUCCCAGCGAGCCGAGGUCGCCCACCCCGAAGGCGGGAGGGAAUGUGAUCACCACCACGACCACCAUUAGCAGCACCACCAAGUCCAGUCCCAGUCCAGCACCAGCUUCACCCACAGCCGCCGCACCACCCACCUCAGCACCACCAGCCAGUUCCGCACCACCAGAUAACAAGCUAUCACAGUAUACGUAUACUACCACUAAGCCCGGCGAUAUAUUCUCUCUGCCACCAACUACUCCUCCUACUAUUAACAACGAACCAACACUAACCACCACCACCACCAAAACAACAACCACCAACAACCAGAAACAACCUGCAAACAACCAGAAACCCGAUCCUGAUUCCGAUUCCCAGCCGAUCCGCAAGGUGAAGCUGAGCGCUAACGAGGCAACCAAGGUGGUGGAAGAGGCACCCUGUGUGCGACGUCAAUAUUACCAGCUGGGAAACGAGGGGGAAAGCCCCGAGACGCCCGAGAGCUCAGGGACCCCUGCCAGCAAGAAGCCCCACCCAACGAGGAGGCCCCACGACGAAACAGAGCCUCAGUUGAGGCGUAGCUCCAAGUCGCCCAGUGUGGAGCCACGUCCGGUGCAGCGGGAGACGACAUUCGAGGGUCGUCGCGUCUCUCAGCCGGAGAAUCGAGAGCUCUCGAUCGACGAGCUGAUCCUUAUCGAAGAUAUGAGCGGAGCUCCGGGCUUGCCCACGUUGUCUGCGAACCCAACGCCUAGGACUCAGAGUCCUGGCAAACCAUCGACCAGGGCCCAGAGUCCCGAGAAGCCACAGCCUAGGGCAACUCCCAGACAAAGUCCUGAGAAGGAGCAACCAGUCUUCAAGUCGUCUAGCCCAUCCGAUAAGCCGUUGCCACGUGCCCAGAGUCCUGAAAAGGUUCCCGGAUGGACUCAGCCCCAAGUCUCUCCCCGUCACAGUCCCGAAAAGCAAUUGCCCCGUGCUCAGAGUCCCGAGAAGACUCCUGGAGUAAGCCAAUCUAGUGCUUCUCCCCGUCAAAGUCCAGAGAAGCAAUUACCCCGUGCCCAGACGCCAGAGAAAGCUCCCGGACUGCCCCGUGUUUCACCUCGGCAAAGCCCCGAGAAGCAGUUACCCCAGGAGAUUACGCCAAAAUCCCGUCAAAGCCCGGAAAAGGAACUAACCAGCCAGCAAAGACGAGAGGAGGAGAUGUUCCGCAGCACCAUAACCACUACCCAAAAACGAACUACCAACAAUUUAAACGAAGAAUUUCUAACGAACGAACGAGAUAACCAAAAUCAGCCGACCUACGAAAAGAAACCCCAGGCCCCAGGUACUGAUGAACCGAAAACGAAGCCGCAGGAGACCAUUGAAAGUCCAGAUGGUGGAUUUCCAUCCAAGGUCACUGAAGCUGAACCCCAGCCUGAAGAAAAAGAGGGGCCCACCUAUCGGAAGAAGGGUUUGACUCGUCGUGAGACCUUUGAGGAUCGCUGUCGCCAAAUUUUGGGUAUGGAGGAAGAUGGCGAUACUCAGGGAACUUUCACCCAGCGACCGAACGACAAUCAGGAAGAUGAGAAUGUUACCCAUACCACCAUAGAGACCAUCCAAGUUAAGAUCGAAGAUUGCCCUGAUGAUGAUGACGAUGAUAAGCCCCGUCGUGUGACCGAGACAUAUGUGGUUCGUACGCAGCCCACGAUCAAGGUGGAAGAGGAGCUCCUCGUGGAUGUGACCGAGUCAGAGGAUGUGGAGAUUUUGCUGACUCCCUCGAAAAAGACACCAAAGGACGACGAAGUGCCCAAAUUUCACAAGGAGCCAGAGGCUCCUAAAAAGGAUCAAGACUCUCCCGGAAUUUCAAAGAAGCAACAGAGUCCUGUUCGUCCCAAAGAUGAGGAAACCUCCAGGUAUCCCACAAAGGAGCAAGACAGACCCAGGUAUUCGACGGAGCUAGAAAAACCGGCAUAUCCUCAGGAGAGCCCAAGGAAUCCUAAAGAGGAUGCCGAGACAAUUAAUCUUAACGAAGAGACCACCAUUGUCAUUACCAAGCAGGGUUCAAAAUCUCCCACACCCACCUGGUCUCCUUCUCCUGAACGUAGAGUUCCCAAGAACUCACAGUCUCCGUCUCCUACCGCCUCUCCUUCAGUCUCUCCGGCCUUUGGCAGAAAGAUCCCGGCCAAGCUGGAGUCCAGCUUUGUGACCGAAAAGAUUAUCGAUUGCCAGGGAAAAACCGUAGUGGAGAAAAUCAGCCAGAGGCCACGAACUCCAAGUCCGACUACGCCCAAAAAGGGCACGAGGCCAGCACAAAAGGUGCCGGAGAGAGUACCAGAAACUGAGUCGGAGCCCGAAAAGGACUCAGAACCGGAGACGAAGAAGAAGAACGGUGUGAGCACUACAAAAACGGAAACCGACCGUCGCAAUUCGCGCACCACCAAAACAAAGCAACCAAUGGCGCCCAAGGAGCCACAAUCGAAGCUCCCAGCAGCAAAGAGUCCUCGCAAGGAUUCGCUGACGGGUCGCAAGCGGGACAGUUUGGUGGAGGAGACACGAACCACUACAACUACAACAACGACAACUCGUCAGGGUCGUAAGCCCAGCGAUACCAAUGGCUCGCCUUCCAUUAAGGAUCGUCUUCGUUCUUCGCCGCGCAAGCAAAAGACUUCUCCGCAGCAGACUCGUACCCCCACUCCGGCCCAAUCACGAAACCCAGAGGAUGACGUCGAUGGCGACUCCACCUCUCCAGAUGCCAGCCCCUCGAGGGUGAGUAACGAACGGCGCCGAUCUAGCAAUAUUUCCGUGCACACGGAGAUUAUCAUAGAUCACACGGCUCCCAAAUCCCCAAGAACUGAGAGGCGACCUCAAAGUACCAACGCAGGCGUUCCCAGUCCGAUAAGAAAACUUCCGGUAACGGAGAGGAAGGAGUCGGCCCCUGUGCCCCGAGUAACUCGACGCGAUAAAACCGAGAAGGUCACUCGCUCCACCAGCGAGAACAUCAUUAAGGUGAGCGGCAGCAAGCCUCAUCCCGAGAUGAGUAGCCUAAAGCCAGGUGGAGAAAGGACUAGACCCAGCAAAUGCUGCACCACCAAGACGAUCAAUCUGAGCGAGCAGCGAAUCAAUACAGCCACCGAUAUCGAGGGUGUAAUCAUCGACAUCCAGCAGGCGAAGAGCUCUAGGGAACCAUCUCCGGAUAGGAUUGUGCCAACUCCCGUACCCGCGGAGGUGGAAACGGGAAAGCCCCGCUAUCCGGAUGUGGUGCAGGAGCCUGAUGAUGAGCCCCGUCGCAAGCCACAGGUUACAAAUAUUCCCAUUUUCGAGGAGGAGUCUCAAACCUAUGUGGGCUGUCAGAUAUCCGAGUUGCGCAGUUCAAAUGGGCUAGAGGUGGAUAUCCUUGACAAUCCCACUGUGGAGGCUCCCAAGAGCCUGGAUUAUCCCGUAAAUACACCCGAUACGGACGAGAGUCUGUUGAGUGUCCACGAGAAGGUCUCCCGAUUCACUCACUCAGCCGAAAAGGUGAAGCAACCGAAGGUCUCUGCCCCAUUCAACAGGGAGUUCGACACGCACGCCAAGAUUCCCGAGAACGACGAGUGUCUGCUUAGCAUUAAUCAGAAGGUAGACAAGUUCUUGCGCACUGCCGAGAAUGUAAUCAGGCCUUCUUCGCUCUCACCUCGACCGGAAAUCGAGCGACCAGGGCUGGAGGAGAUCGAUGAGGAGCUUCUUCGUGACGAUUGUACCCUGAGUGUCUCCCAGAAAGUGCACAAGUUUAUCGACACUGCAGAGAAAUUGGCGCCCACCAUGCCGCAGAAGUCACCACGCUUGGUAGCCAACAUCGAGCGGCAUAUCUCCCGGCAGAGCGAGCCCGAGCGGGAGUUGGAUGAGGAAUCGGAACCAGAGCUGGACCGGGAUACAGAUGUGGAGGACGCAUAUCCAACCAGCCAAGUGGACACGGAGGAGGAAAUAAGUCAUUCUGUGACCAAGAAGGAAACCGUAAGGGAAUUCAAGCAGCAAACUAAGGAAACCAGGCAGACACGAAGGGACUCCAAGGAAGAACCAGAACGGGGUCCGAAGAAAGUACCCCAAAAAGAGCCACAAACCAAGCUCAAAGAAGAACCUGCCAAGGUUCCAAAAUAUCAGGCUAAGCUACCACAAAAAGUGUCACAAUGGGAGCCUAAGAAGCAACCCCAAAGGGAGCCUAGGGUGUCCCAAAAAGAUGUCCCUUGGGAACCGAAAAAGCAACCUUUAACCAAGCUCAAAGAUGAACCUGAAAGGGUUACCAAAAGAGAGCACAAGGUGCCCCAGAAGGAAGCUCAAACAAAGCUCAAAGAGGAACCAGAGAGAGUCGCCAAGAAGGCUCCACAAAAAGAGCCACGCAAGGCACCCCUUAGACAAUCCGAAGAAGAGCCAGAAUUCUCCCCUGAAGAAGAAUUCGAUGAUGAGCCUCUGCCGAUGACCAAGACACACACCACGGCCAUCGAGCUCAAGCGCCAGAAAGAUAUCCUCAAUCGCCCCUCGGUCUUUGGCCAGCGCACUCCAGAACGCAAGCCCAGCACCACGCCUUCACCAACUAAGAUGAAUGGAAAUCGUGGCCGACCAAGUCCGAGCACCAGCUUGAUUACUGAAGAGAAGAGAUCGUACAGAAAUCAGGUGACCAAUGUGACCAAGCCGGGAACCAGAAAAACCACUCCCACGGCCAUUGCCCCUGCCCAAUCGCCGCUACCCAAGACCACUAGCAUUUCCAAACGAAUGGAACAAGUCAGUCAGCAAUCAUGGGUGGUCCAGGAUGUGGAUGUGGACGUGGAGGUGGUGGGACCUGCGCCCCCGUCCCACAUCAGCGAGAAGCCCCAGGGAAAGAGCCCGUCCCCAACGUCAUCGCGAUCGCCUUCGCGAUCUCCCUCCCGAUCGCCCAGUAGACGCACCUCCACCAAUUCGAACACGACCACCACAACCACCACCACCACUGAGCACCGCCACCCGAGCACCACCAAGUCAACUACCCCUAAACCGACUCCAACUAACCCAACCCCAGACGAACCCGAAAUCACACCCAUUGAAUCCCUUACAGAAAAGAGCAUCACCACCAGCUACACGACGAACACCACUGGUCGUAAUGUAGCCAGCCGCCGGAAUGUGUUUGAGCCGACCCAGGAAUCUCCAGUGGAUUCCGAGCCCACUGGACGACGUCCCUCGUACAUGGAUCACACGAAGAGCUCCCUGGAGCACAUUCGACGCGAUUCGCUGGAGAUCAACAAGAGUCACUACUCCAGAAAGUCCUCUGUUGAGGAUGACUCUCCGGUGGAGCCACGCAAUCCCAACGCAGCCGUGAAGUUCGAUGUGCCCAGAAAGACACCAUCGCGGGGUGCAGAUGAGCCAAGGAAGUCGUCACUGAAGGGAAAAGAUGAAGACUCCGAUUUGGAGCUAGAGAUCGAGGAGAUCUUCGAUCUGCAGCGACUGGAGAAGCUUUUGGAAACAGUGGCUAGCUACGAAAUGCGUCGUCGCAUUCGAGCUCAGAUGCGUCUCAUACGAAAGAACAUGAUCAAUGCGGGCACGACUACCACCAUCACCACGAUUACAACGAGCACAACUCCGGGUAAAAGUUCCCCGCUUCCCAAGAAGCGGGAUCAGAGUCCAGCGGGCGCUGCUGAAACAAAGACCAAGGAAGUUCGGAGCACCACCACAAGUCGCCGGCAGUUACAACAGAGGAUGCAGGAGCAGGUGGACAGCACCACAUCAACAACGCCAGGAAAAACUUCACCCCAGGGCAAGCCUCCUGUUAAGCCAAGGGAAAGAAGUGCCAGUCCCGCCCAGAAGCGUCGCGUUAGUCCGCCGGGAAAACAAUCGCCCGAAGAUAGGAGCAGCACCACAACCACCAAGGACACCACUAGUAGCACCACCCGCGGAGCUCCCAGCAAACCCGCUCAAGGUCCCAUUUGGGCGGAUCGCUCCAAGGUGCUAAAGGGUCAUUCGCCCGCUCCUCAGACCAACGGAAGUACUACACGCAAGGGAUCUACUUCAAGUACCACUUCGAGCAGCGGCAAGAUCUCUCGCACAUUGACCAGUUCCAGCACCACCACUAGCUCCAGCAGCAUCACGAACACCCGGAACAAGCAGCGUGAAGAGGACUCGAUCACCUCCAGUUAUGGUGUGGGACCCACCGACGAGAACGGACUGCCGCUCUUCGGGAUUCGGGCUCUCAAGAAGAAGUCGACGCCACCGGCAGAUGAGCCCUGUGAGACCAAGCAAGAAGUCACAGGCUUUGUGAUCGAGGAGCAGUUUUACUCGGACAACAAGUCACCACCUCGUCACGAGCGCAAGGAGCUGAUAUACUCAAGCAACGCUGACGAACUGGCAGCCAUCAAGCAGCAGCUUCAGGAUGAGGACGACAGCUCACCACCGGAAUUGGAUGCCCGAGUGGUGCGGGAGUUCAAGAAGGUGGAGGCGCAGCAAUCGCUUCCGGAGGAUGCCAGAUAUGUGCGUCGCGGAUCGGUGAAGGAGCUCAGCGAGAAGUUCAUACGCAAAGAGUCCUCCUCAUCCACCCAUUCGUCCCACUCGUCGACCGCCCAAUCGCUGGUGAGGCAUGAGGAUGAGACCGAGGAGGAUAGUGAGUCCAACGAGGUGUGCAGCGUGAUCGAGGCGCCACAGAUGCGUCAAAAUCAGAGCCACAUCAGUAGCACCACCCGAUCCAGCAACACUCGAUCGUUCCUCAACAGCAGUGCCGAUCAGCGCCAGGUGACCAGUGUGGACGAUGUUCUCGAGCGUAUGCGAAAUGCGGAUAACGUGGAGGAGCCCGGAGAUACUAGUGAGGAUCGCGAGGCCCGUGCUCUGCUCAACAAGUUCCUGGGAGCCAGUGUCAUUAUGCAGGGCGUGGAGAGCAUGCUGCCACCCACCGCCACGGGUCAGCGUUUAAACAGUCAAGGGGUAAAGACCACGCGGAUAACCAACACCUACAGCAAAUCAGCAGCUAACAACAGCAACAACAAGGUCAGCAGCUCUAGCUCCUCAGCACCAGUUACACGUACAACUUGUGACAUCGAGGAGAUUUGGGACGAGCAAAUCCUCAAGCAAUUGCUGGAACAGGCCUCCACCUACGAGGAGCGUCGCAAGAUCCGUGCACGUCUACGCGAACUUAUGGCGGAACGCGAAGAGCAAAAUAAUUUGAAGCAGGAGAAGCAGAAGGAGGACAAGCAGGAGGAGGAGGAGAGCAGUGCCAGCGAGUAUGAGGAGAUCAUCGAGGAGGUGACCGACUACAGCGAAGAGGAGGAGGAGCCGGUGAAAGCCGAGCCCAAAAAGGAGGAGCCUCCCAAGGAGAUCAUCCAGAAGGAGGUGACCAAGAAGGAGGUCACCAAGAAGGAGGUCGCCAAGAAGGAGGUCACCAAGCAGGCGGAGGUCACCCAACAGAAAGCUGUCCAAAAGGUGGAGAAGAAGACCACCAGCCAAGUCACCGAAAGUGUUAGCAAAAAGUUGGCCAAAGUUGAGCUGGCCAGUAGCACCACCACCAGCAGCAGUAGCAGCUCCUCGGCCACAGACGGUGUCCAGUCGGUUCAGGGUGAGUCCCUGCCAGUAGGACCAGCGUCCAAGAAAACAGGAGCCACAGGAGCAGCUGCAGCAGGAGCAGGAGCAGCAGGAACAGAAGCAGGCAGCACCAGUAGUAGCGUAGGUAGUAGGAAAACAAGUAGUCUUAGCAGUAGCCAGGUUAGCACAGUGGUUAGGGCCAGGGACAAAUCCAAGCCGGAGACCAUGCCAGUCGCAGGAACUGGAAAUGGAAAUGGAUCUGGGGGAUCAGUCAGCACAGCCAGUCGCUUGAGCGUGCCCUCGAAAGAGGAUUCCGGCACGGAGAGCGGUGAGGAUCUGCGUCUGCUGGCCGCCGGAUUGCGGGACACCUUGCAGCAGCGAAGCGUUAGCGAUGCCAGCGAGGCGAAUCGCAGCCUGGUCGAGGAGGUGACCGAUGCCCUUAGCCGCCUGGAGAGCAGCCUGAAACAGGGCAAGGAGCUGGCCGUUGAUGGGGGUCAGCGGCAGGCUCUGCUCGGCCUGGUGGCCCGCCUCCAGAGUGGACUCAGUGCGCCCGAGAAGUUGGCCGACGAUCGAAAGGCCGCCGAGGAUCCGAAGGACGCCGAUGGUGGCAGUCCGGAACCGGAAACGGACAGCCGGCAAUCUCGAUUCGCCAAGCGUCGCCAGCGAAACAGCCGUCACACCGUCGGCGUCAGUCGGGAGGAGCUGGCGGAUGCCCGGCGCUACAUGGAGGACAUGCUGAUCCUGGAGGGCAAGGACUUUGCUCUGACCAAGACGCCCAGCUCGAGUGCCGUGCCCGUGCAGCUCUACCGACCCAAUCAGUUUGUGGCACAACCCCCGCAGCAGCAGCAGCAGCAGCAGCAACAACAGCAGUCGCAGCCUCAGUCAGCCAUCAAUCCACCCACUGCGACGCCAUCGAAUCCCACCCAGAAUCAAUCUCAACUGAGACCAAACACCACGAACAGACGUCCUCUGUCCGGUGAUUAUGCCGUCAGCUUUGCCAGCUAUGAGGCCAAUCAGAACUCACAGAACACAAGUCCAGAGGGCAACGGGAACUCCCCCAGCAACUCGCAAUCGAAUUCAAACUCCAGUUCGAAUUCCAGUCGAUUUGGUGGGGGCAAAAAGCACUUGAUGAAGCGGGCCAACACCAUCGAUAUACCCAAGGCCAAGGCCAAGUACAUGGCCGACUGUGAUUCGGACUCGGAUGUGGAGGAUGACCAUGGUCCGCAUUUGGGUCUCAAGCGGGCGGUGCAGGUGAGCGUCAAGAGACGCGUUCACAAUGCAGUGCCGCCGUUUGAGCCAAAAACGGAGAACGAUCACAAGUUCCUGGCCUUCAUCAACAAGCAGAGUCACCAGACUGGCUUGGGCUGGAGCGGCGGUGGUGGCAGGAGUGUCUCGAAUUGGACCCACAAGUUUGGCAACAUCAAGCAUACCUUCGAGACGGGGGCGGCGGCCACGGCGACCAAGGGUAAGCCGCCGCCAGUGCCGGGUCAUGUGCCGGGAUGGGCCAAGCAGGAGCAGCUGCAUCAUCAGCAAUUGCAGCGCGAGCAGAUGCAGCGGGAGCAGAUCCAGCGAGAGCAGUACCAACGGGAGCAGAGGCAACGUGAGCAGAGGGAGUUGAGUCAGAGGGACCUGAAACUUCAGCUUCAGCGAGAGCAGCUCCAACGAGAUCAAUACCAGCGGGAGCAGGGCCAGCGAGAGCUCUCUAAGCGCGAGCAGUUCCAGCGAGAGCAGCUUCAGCGAGAGCAACUCCAGCGAGAACAGCUCCAGCGAGAGAAACUGCAGAGAGAGCAACUGCAAAGAGAGCAACUCCAGCGAGAGCAACUCCAGCGCGAACAACUUCAGCUAGAGCAACUACAGCGUGAUCAACUCCAGCGAGAACAACUCCAGCGAGAUCAAUUGCAACUGCAGCAGCAACAACAAGCGGCUGCCGCUGUGCAAAUUGAACGGCAGCGUCGCCAGGAAUUGGAAAGACAGCUGCGAAUCGAACAAGAGGCGCGAUACGAGCGAGAGGAGCGCACUCGCCUGGAGCGGGAAUACUACGAGCAGCAGUUGCAGCGACAACAGGCCGAGAGACAACAACAGCUGGACAGGCAACGCCAGCAGCAGGAGCAACUGGAGCGGCAGAGGCGCCAGGAGAUGGAGCUGCGACUCCAGCAGCAGCGUGAACAGGCCGCGCAGGUCAACAACUUCAUACACGCUCCCCAGUCCGUCUUCCGUCCCAUCGAAAAUGAAGCACCACUGCAGCCGGGCAUCUACAAGCCCAUAGCUCAGAAAACUCAGCCCAAUCCGGCCAUUUGGAAACCACCAACGCAACAGCAGCAGCAACUGCCACCACAAUCGCAGCAACAUUUGCAGGCCAGAUCGGCAACUUCGUACAGCAAUACACCCUCGCCAUCGUCAACGGCCACUUCACCCAUCGGUUUGCCCUGGGUGGCCAAGCCAAAGGUGGAUAACAGCGAUUUCCGACGCAAGGCCCAUCACUUUGAAGAGAGAUCCUUGAGGGACAACCUGGAGCAACAGCAGCAACAACCAACCUAUCCCAAUGGCAACAAUGGCUAUCUGCAGCGACACAACUCGCUGAGAUCCAAGGCCCCAGGCUUGAGUGAGUUCAAGAAGAGACCAUCCCUGCCCAAUGCCAUGGAACCGGGAAACGGUGCACCACCACCCAGGCAGAUGUAUCAAGCACCACCGCCACCCACGAAUAUCUCGUUUACCUACGCAGAUUUUCCGCCAGUAAGGCGACCACAGGGUGGCAAUGCCCACAACUACCGAAGUCAACCGUGCCUCACAAGUGCCGUGGAACAUGCAGAGGCAUUGACCAAUCCCCUGGCAGCUCCUCUGGUACUCACGAGCUCCAAUCCCACCUAUCUGCCGCCACCCGGGAGCCGGAGAUUCGAUUACAUCAGCAGUCCAGUGGAUGUGGACGUGGACAGUCCGCCCAACAGUCCCACGAGUUUUAUGACCAUGCCCAAUCCCACCCUGAUGACGGACAAUACGGACGAUGAUCUCGAUCUAGAUUCGGAUAACAACAUGCUGGAGUACCGAGCCGAAACGAAGGUAAUGAGAAAGCCACGUAGUCAAACGGCUGUCAGAGUGGCGGAUAGAAGGAACGCUCAUAUGAGCGAUGAUGAGGUUUACGGCAAGAACUCAAGGGCGGCCAAGUCCUUGCUCUACACGAUGAAGCAGCUUGGAGGUGGACCGGGUAAUCCGCCGGUGGGUGGUAGCAACCAGAGGAGGCUACCUCUAACGGCACCCAGUUCGCCGAAAUCGGGUUGCCUUUCGCCCGACGGUCGACAGUACCAGGCGCCUCUGGUGGAACCACUCUUCCCGCAGCUGAGCACCUUCGAGGCCAAGCGACAGCCCCAGUUCAACAGCUCGCCCAUGUCCACACCGCCAGCCGUGAGCAUGCCACAGAUCAACUACCAGGCGAAUCCCACAUACACGGCACCCAGAGUCAGUCAGGAUGCCAACUCCUACCUGGGUGAGACGCACACCUCCUACGUGGUCACCUAUCCCAUGGACGAUUCCGGCGACGAACCGGAACAGGAAUCGAUGGCCACGACGGUGAGCCAGCGAUUGCGUCGCACUUCGGAGCACUCGAAUGCCAGCUCCUCGCUGUCGCUGGGCAGCACCAGUUGGACAGCGAAUCCGGUGCAUAACACAGUUCCCACGGUGGGUUCCUUGGGACCUCCAGUGGAUCGCAGCACCAAGCCGCAGAUUAGUCAGCCAACGGGGCCGAGGGUGCCACAGCAGACUUCUCAGAAGAAGUCGCAAACUCAGCAGUUGCCUCAGCAGUUGCCUCAGCAGGUUCCUCAGCAGUUACCUCAGCAGGUACCUCAUCAGGUUCCUCAGCAGUUACCUCAGCAGGUUCCUCAGCAGUUACCUCAGCAGGUUCCUCAGCAGUUGCCUCAGCAGUUACCUCAGCAGUUACCUCAGCAGGUUCCUCAGCAGUUGCCUCAGCAGUUACCUCAACAACUGGCUAAGCAGUUACCUCAACAGAUCCCUCAACAGCUACCGAAGCAAUUACCCCAGCAGUUACCUCAGCAGUUGCCCCAGCAGUUACCUCAGCAGUUACCCAAGCAACUACCCCAGCAGAUCCCUCAGCAGUUACCCCAGCAGCUACCCAACAAUGGGCCCAGACAUGCGCCCCGGUUAAGUGCUCGCAGUCACACCAUCCAAGGUGAUUCCGGCUACGAUGGCCGUCCCCUGCAGAAUCGAGUGAUGUCCCAGCAGACCCUCAACUCCAGCCUUAUCAGCACCACCAAUAGCACCAAUCACACCACCAUCCAGAAGCAGCAAAAGGAGCAGCACAUCAACGAGCUGCGUCGCAAGAGUCUGGGCAAUGUCCUCGAGAGCAGUCAGAAGAGCACCUACUUCGAGCAGGAGUACAAGUCGUCGGCACCCCCCGACACGCCGGACAUAGUGAAGUCCUCGCUACCCAAGGACCAAAUCCCACUGCUGAAGAAGUUCGGGCCGCCGCAGCGACACCACUACAUGCCCAACUCGUAUCAGAGUCCGCAGCUGAAUAAGCAGGGUAGCACCACCACCAGUACCACCUCUAUAAGCAGCACCACAGUGGUGCAACAGCACCAUCAGCAAAUUAAGCCGAGUAUUGUGGAAACCCCGGCGACACCACAGCCACAAGUUCCGCCCGAGGAUGAGAUACCCCACAACAUAGUGUUCAACAAUGUGAGUGCCUUCACCUCGAUGAGUAGGAGGAAUCACGAGGAGGACUCCUCCCACCAGGGAACGCAGGCGGGAUCGAGGGUCAAUCGGCUGAGCAAGUGCGAUUCGUGGAAUCAGAUCUGCCAGCUGCAACAGACGACUGGUCCCAGUCCGGCGAAGUACAACCAACCAGGAUCUCCGAGUGAACUAAGGCGAUCCAAGUCCGGACACUCGCUGGCCGUGCCGAAGCUAUACGAGGCGGGCAUUGAUAAGGCCCAGGUCAGUGAGAAACAGCGAACGGUGGCUGCCUACUUCUCGGGUCAAAAGUCACCCACUGGCGGCCAAGUGGAGGAGCUGCACACCACCAUGACCACCUUGACGUCCUCCAGCCGCAAGUCGGCUAUCAAUCGGACCAAGACCAGUGAGAAACUCUCGGCGGCAGCUCGAAAAUCCCUGAGCUCGCUGACCACAUCGAAUGGCAAUGUUUCCACUGCCGGACGCAGUGGUGGUGCACCCAUGAUGGGCGGUGGCCUCAGUCGCAGUGCCACCAUGCCGCAUAUCGCCAAUCUCAAUCUGCUAGACGAGAGCAAUGUGGAGGAUGCCUUCGAGCAGCUAAUGAUGGCCCAGCAUAAGAGCUCCUCGUCCAGCGAACAGCGAACGGAAACUAAGUCCAAGGAUGGCGGUGCCACUGUGACCACAACGACAACAAAGGUUACCACUCGCACUGUCAGCGGAAGUGCUGCCUCCAAAAACAUUUCGCCCUUGGCUAAAUUCAAGCAGCUGGACAAGCAGGCAGCCGCCCAGCAGGCGCAAAAAUCAUCUCCAACAACAAGCACACCCACGACCCCCGGCGGUUCGGCACAACCGUUGUUCAAAUUUACCGAUCCGGCAUUAAAUGCGCGCGCCGCCACUGUCAAGGAUCAACUUCUGCAGUGGUGUCAGCAUAAAACGCAGGAAUAUGAGAACGUCCAAAUAAGCAACUUUAGCUCGAGCUGGUCAGACGGCUUGGCCUUUUGUGCGCUGAUACACCAUUUCUUGCCAGAUGCAUUUGACUACACCACACUAACCAAGCAGACGCGACGACACAACUUCGAGCUGGCCUUCAGCGUUGCUGAUGAGAAGGCUGGCAUUGCACCACUGCUGGAUGUGGAGGACAUGGUGGAGAUGAGUCGCCCCGACUGGAAGUGCGUGUUCGUCUACGUGCAGAGCAUAUAUCGCCGUUUCCGGAACUGUCAGUGAAUCCAUCGAAAGCAGUGGCAGCAGCAGCAGAAUAGUCCAAAUCCAGAUCCAAAUCCAAGUCAACUCAACAGCAACAGCAGCAACUCAUUAAAUUUUAAGCAUACACCCCACACACACACCCCCUUUGGCAUUUUGUGUUAAGACACGCGACACCCUACAAUCCUGCUACCCUCCCAUGUUUCCCUCCCAUAUAUCCCAUAAUCUAUUAUAACUCUGAAGACCCCGUCAUCCUGCGAAUAUCUAACUGUAUAAUCGGCAUAUGUAUAUUCUUCAACCGAAGCGCAAAUGGCUCGUCGAACGUGAACAGUCGACUCUUUGUACGUUUUUUGUGUUUGUUUUACCCUUUUUUACUAUUAUUACGAUUACGCAUUAUUAUUUGUUAUCGAACUUGAAGCAGAAACUAUGCAAAUAAUUGUUGAUUUAUAUAUUUUUUUGUCAUAAUUUUAAUUGUGGAGAGAAGAAGCAGUGCAGCUACUAACCCCUGCUGGCGGUCAUCGACAAUGGAUAUAAAGUAUAUAAAGAUACGUCUCGAUGCCGUCGCUCACAUUGAUGAAUUACUGUAAUAUUAAACAUAUAUUCUAUGUACGUACGUGUAACGAGAACGAAACAUUUACUAACCGAUGGCAUUGAAAAGGCCGCAAAGAAAUCAAAAAAAGCAAAUGAAACCCAA
Drosophila subpulchrella is the source of this 17046-nucleotide messenger RNA. Its product is annotated as microtubule-associated protein futsch. Gene Ontology annotation, biological process: actin cytoskeleton organization. Gene Ontology annotation, molecular function: protein binding. NCBI's taxonomy places the organism in Eukaryota, Metazoa, Arthropoda, Insecta, Diptera, Drosophilidae. Gene Ontology annotation, cellular component: microtubule organizing center; filamentous actin. The transcript has 16 exons. Bases 483 to 16376 code for a protein of 5297 amino acids. The record is from RefSeq and is a predicted model, not a curated record.